AACUAAAAGCAGCCGUAUCUCCCCUGUUCGCUCCUCCAUCUUCUAAACCUAAAGAAAAAACAGCCGACGACGGAUCUUCUUCCAUUCGCAGGGAAGGGAAGGUAAGGUUCAAUCAGCCAGCAAGCAGACACGCCGAGCCCAUUUUGCCAGGUCAUUCUUAAAGGUUCGUUGUGCAUCCUAGAGGAAGGAUAAGCAAGUGCAAAAAUGGGAAAAGCAUCGAGAGAUAAAAGGGAUAUCUAUUACCGCAAAGCAAAAGAAGAAGGCUGGCGUGCCCGAAGUGCCUUCAAGCUCCUUCAAAUUGAUGAGGAGUUCAACAUCUUUCAAGGAGUUAAGCGCGUGGUAGAUCUCUGUGCCGCACCUGGUAGCUGGAGUCAGGUUUUGAGUCGUAAAUUGUAUCUCCCAGCUAAACUAUCAUCCGAGCUUCCACUCAUCGUGGCCAUUGAUUUACAACCCAUGGCUCCGAUUGAAGGUGUCAUCCAAGUACAAGGAGACAUAACUAAUGCUAGAACAGCUGAAGUGGUCAUUAGGCAUUUCGAUGGAUGCAAGGCUGACCUAGUUGUUUGUGACGGUGCUCCUGAUGUAACUGGACUUCAUGACAUGGAUGAAUUCGUUCAGUCACAACUAAUAUUGGCGGGGUUGACAAUUGUGACUCACAUACUCAAGAAAGGUGGAAAAUUUAUUGCAAAGAUCUUUAGGGGAAAGGAUACAAGCCUUUUAUAUUGUCAGCUAAAACUAUUUUUCACAGAAGUAACUCUCGCAAAACCAAAAAGUAGCCGAAAUUCAAGCAUAGAGGCAUUUGCUGUUUGUGAAAAUUAUUCACCUCCGGAAGGCUUCAAUGAGAAAGAUUUGCAUCGCCUCCUUGAGAAGGUCGGAACUCCAUCUGGUGCAGACGACUUAGAUUGUAGUAGUGGAUGGUUAGAAGGGCCAAACAAGGUUUAUAUACCAUUUCUGGCGUGUGGAGACCUUAGUGGUUAUGACUCGGACCGAUCAUAUCCGCUUUCUAAAGCCCCUGAUGGUUCUUACAAGAUUUUGGACCCUGUGCAGCCUCCAAUUGACCCCCCUUAUAAGAGAGCUCUUGAAAUGAAAAAAGCUUCAAACCAUGGCCUUGAAAAGCUUUCCCUUGAUCCUUGAAUUCCCUAUUUAAUCAUACUUAUUCGCCAAUUUGUAUCUUAAUCCGAUUAAAUUUUGUAAUCGUAACUAGAUUAUUACAAGUAGUGGUUAAAAAACAUUCCAACGGAUAGCCUUCGAUUGCUUUUAAUGUCUUGAAUAGUUGAAUGUCAUACGAAUCAAUGCA
Helianthus annuus (common sunflower) is the source of this 1294-nucleotide messenger RNA. Its product is annotated as putative tRNA (cytidine(32)/guanosine(34)-2'-O)-methyltransferase. Gene Ontology annotation, cellular component: cytoplasm. The transcript has 12 exons. Bases 205 to 1131 code for a protein of 308 amino acids. The record is from RefSeq and is a predicted model, not a curated record. Gene Ontology annotation, molecular function: tRNA methyltransferase activity. NCBI's taxonomy places the organism in Eukaryota, Viridiplantae, Streptophyta, Magnoliopsida, Asterales, Asteraceae. Gene Ontology annotation, biological process: cytoplasmic translation; tRNA methylation.